Ipomoea nil (Japanese morning glory) is the source of this 1509-nucleotide messenger RNA. RefSeq names its product scarecrow-like protein 11. Gene Ontology annotation, cellular component: nucleus. NCBI's taxonomy places the organism in Eukaryota, Viridiplantae, Streptophyta, Magnoliopsida, Solanales, Convolvulaceae. The record is from RefSeq and is a predicted model, not a curated record. Gene Ontology annotation, molecular function: sequence-specific DNA binding; DNA-binding transcription factor activity. Bases 1 to 1509 code for a protein of 502 amino acids. The transcript has 3 exons. Gene Ontology annotation, biological process: regulation of DNA-templated transcription.
AUGGAUCACAAAGCCAAUAAUCCCUCUAGCUCGCAUUGUAACUAUUUUCAGGGAGUUCUUGACUACAUAAACCAAAUGCUUAUGGAAGACGAUGAUUUGGAGAACGGGCGUUUUGUAUAUCCAGACUUGUUGGCUCUCCAGGCCGCUGAAAAAUCUCUGGGUGAUGUUCUUAACGCUCAAGAAUCAAGUGGCAAUGAUGCCGGCCGGCGAGGGGACAAGAGACACCGUUGUGGAGAAGACAUUAAUGAUCAAUGGGCUGUGUUAUUGCAGCGAAUUGGGAGCAUCAGCAAAGCGCGUGUUCAGGCGAGAGCGCCGGCGAGACGAGGGAGGCCGCGCGGCGGCGAGCGGGGAGGAGGCAAUGUAAAGGAGGAGGUGGAUUUGGCGGGGCUUUUAAACCUGUGUGCACAAGCCGUGUGGGGCGAGGAUUUCAGGACGGUGAAUGAACUCCUGGGCAGAAUCCGACGACACUGCUCCCUUCACGGCGGCGCCGCCGAGAGGCUGUCGCAUUAUUUCGCUAAAGCCCUCGACGCGCGCUUGGCCGGCACCGGGGCAGCGCUAUACACUGCGAACAGAGGUUCCCUUGCAGAUACACUGAAAGCCUAUCAGAUGUACUUCACCGCUUGCCCUUUCAAGAAACUGUCCAACAUGUUCGCCGACAAGUCAAUCGGGAAAUUGACGAUGGGGGCAACCAAGAUUCACAUAAUUGACUUUGGUAUAUCGCAUGGCUUUCAAUGGCCGUGUUUGAUUCAGGGUCUCUCUCGGCGGCCCGGCGGACCUCCGGCGCUUCGUAUCACCGGAAUAGAUCUUCCUGAACCGGCCGACAGACUUGAGGCUACAGGGCGUCAUCUAUCCUACUAUUCCAAGAAAUUCAAUGUCCCUUUCCAAUACACCUCCGUGAGGAAGAAGAAAUGGGAAACUAUCUGUUCUGAGGAUGUUAGGAUUGAGAGGGAUGAAGUGUUGGUGGUGAACUGUCUGUACAGGCUACAAGACGUUCCAGACGAGACAACGGCCCUUUUUGGGUCAACAUUGGAGGACAGUCCGAGGGACACAAUCCUUAAGUUCAUCAAACAACUAAAUCCCCACGUUUUCGUGCACGGAGUUGUGAGUGCAUCGUACAACGCCCUUGUAUUCUCCACCCGCUUUCGUGAGGCAAUCUUCCAUUUCUCGUCCCUGUUCGACAUGUUGGAGGGGACGGUUCCUGGGGGAGAUGAAGGGAGAGUGGUGUUCGAGAGAGAGAUUCUUGGACGGGAAAUUAUGAACGUGGUGGCCUGCGAAGGGGCAGACAGGAUGAAGCGGCCGGAGACGUACAAGCAGUGGCAAGAAAGGAGUCAGAGAGGUGGGUUUGAGCAGAUGUGGCCGGAUGGGGAUAUCAUGAGACAGGUGAGGGCUAAAGUGAAGGAUUACAGCAAUGAUUUCUUCGUGGAAGAAGAUGGAAAGUGGAUGUUGCAGGGAUGGAAGGGUCGAGUUAUCUAUGCAAUCUCGUGUUGGAAGCCUGAAUGUCAUCAAUGA